Messenger RNA from Epinephelus lanceolatus (giant grouper), 2775 nucleotides. RefSeq names its product TBC1 domain family, member 25 (gene tbc1d25). The record is from RefSeq and is a predicted model, not a curated record. NCBI's taxonomy places the organism in Eukaryota, Metazoa, Chordata, Actinopteri, Perciformes, Serranidae. Gene Ontology annotation, biological process: activation of GTPase activity; regulation of autophagosome maturation. Gene Ontology annotation, cellular component: autophagosome. Gene Ontology annotation, molecular function: GTPase activator activity.
CCCCCUCACCAUGUUAUUGAUCACCAUGUCGGUGUAGGAGGAAAACAAAACUCUUAACAACCACCCUGUUCCGAAACGGAGUCUUUAAAAUGGCAGGCGAGGAGGAGAGGGGGGUCGUUCGUGUCAAAGUCAAGAAAUGUGACGGGGUGCUUCCUGUGGAGUUUCGCUCUUUUGCUGUUGAUCCUCAGAUAACAUCACUGGAAGUCCUGCAGCACAUACUUAUCAGAGCCUUUGACUUGAAUGGGAAGCGGAACUUCGGGAUCAGUUACCUGUCUCGAGAUCGGAGUGGUGCUGAAAUGUAUCUGUCUCUGCUGUCUGACUGGGAUUUGGAUGUUGCUUUUGUCAGUGCAGCCAAACCAUAUCUACAGCUCAAGAUGGACAUAAAGCCUUCAGAAGACAGUCCUGUUAUGGAAGACUGGGACAUCAUAAGCCCCAAAGAUGUGAUUGGCUCUGAACAGCUUCUUGCAGAGAGGACUAAGUCUUUGGCAUCUGCAGCUCUUCCCUUCACCCAGUCUCUACUGUCCCAGGUGGGCCGCACCCUGUCCAGAGUCCAGCAAGCCUUCACCUGGUCUUAUGGAGAAGAGAUUAAGCCUUUCAAGCCCCCUCUGAGCGACGCUGAGUUUCACAGUUACCUCAAUGGACAGGGCCAGUUGACACGACCUGAGGAGCUUAGGCUGCGCAUCUACCAUGGUGGUGUGGAGCCUUCACUGCGCAAGGUUGUUUGGCGGUACCUCCUGAACGUCUACCCUGAUGGACUAAGUGGGCAGGAGAGAAUGGACUACAUGAAGAGGAAGACAAGGGAAUAUGACCAGCUGAAGAGAGAGUGGACAGCCAGGGUCAGCCACGAGGACCUUGAAUUUAUCCGUGGGAAUGUUCUUAAAGAUGUCCUGAGGACAGACCGGGCUCAUCCAUACUAUGCAGGGUCAGAAGACAGUCCACAUUUGACUGCCCUAACAGACCUGCUCACCACAUUUGCCAUCACACAUCCACAGAUAUCAUACUGUCAAGGUAUGAGUGAUAUUGCGUCCCCUAUACUUGCUGUAAUGGACAAUGAGGCGCAUGCCUUCAUUUGCUUUUGUGGCAUCAUGAAACGCUUGGAGGGGAACUUCCGGCCAGAUGGGCAGCUUAUGUCUAUCAAGUUCCAGCAUCUAAAGCUGCUUCUGCAGUACUCAGAUCCUGAAUUCUACUCUUACCUGGUGUCCAGAGGAGCUGACGACCUCUUCUUCUGUUACCGCUGGCUGCUUCUGGAGCUCAAGCGAGAGUUUGCUUUUGAUGAUGCUUUGAGGAUGCUUGAGGUAACUUGGAGCUCCCUGCCCCCAGAUCCUCCUGAAACUGAAGUAGAGCUUCUGGGACCACUAGUUGAAACCAGUGAAACAGUGUCCCUCAGAGACAAGGACAAGGUAGUUGAGAAUUGCCUCGGUGAUGAUAAGGAACAAAAAGAGAAGCAGCGUAGACGACAUAUGCUGAGACCGUCAAGAGAAGAGCCAGAUAUGAGCAGGAAUGCUGUCAUAAAAGAAAAGGGAAGCGAUGGUGAAUAUGAUGUUCCUCAAGUGACCAUUGAAAAGGCAGAUUUGGAGGCUCCUCCUUUUGAGAGGCAAACUAGUUUCGGGGAGUUUAAAUACUAUACUGCCCGGAAUGAAGAUAGCUUUCAUAUGGAGGAUGCUGAGCAUCCACAGGUUUUGGUAUCUUCAAAGCCAGUAACAAGCAUCCCAAGGCGCCAGUCCACAGUUGACAGUGAGGAGGAUCCAGGAGAGAGAACACCUCUCAUAAAAAACUGUGACAGUGGUUUCUCUCCAGGAUCAUCCCUUCCUCUCUUCCCUAGUGGCCUACCAAUCUGGAAAAAUAGCCCAUCUGGCUCUCCCACAUCUUCAGCUUCACCCUCCAGCUGGCCAGGUGCUUCUCCAGACUCUCCUCCAAAAUCCCCAUCCCCAACCAAUGGAAGUGAGGCCUCUCCAAGAACUGUCCCAAAAGUUUUGACCUCCUCUGCCCAAGUCCUCAGCAGUACAGGGAUUAACUCACCUACGACCCCCACUGUAAAAACAUCUGUUGCAUCUCCAACCCACAAUCAGAAUCGAUCCCUGCUCUCUUCACCCAUUUUGUCCUUUGGAAGAGGCCCCUCGCUGUCUGGCAGCAGGUCGUCCUCCAACAAUCUCCUUUCACCUGGAAGCAAAUCCCCCAGCACCACAGCUAACACACCCAGUUCUUCAAAAGCUGACACCACCAGCAUCAAACCGUGUUCCUUGCCGCCUCCUCAAGAGUUUGGCAAAGGCAAUCCCUUCAUGCUGUUCCUGUGCCUGUCCAUCCUGCUGGAGCAUCGAGACCACAUCAUCAAGAACAGCUUGGAUUACAAUGAGCUAGCCAUGCACUUUGAUCGCCUUGUGCGUCGCCACAACCUGAGCAGGGUGCUACAGCGAGCCAAGGCCUUAUUUGCAGACUACUUGCAGAGUGAAGUGUGGGACUCAGAAGAAGGGGAUGAGGUUAGCUCGGACUCCCCAACAACAACUACUGCUGCUCAACACUCUCCCUCUUCAACCAUCUCUGCCAGGCCUAUUUACAGCCCUUUGGCAUCGCCUCAGUCAUCCUCACAGAACUCAACCUAUAACCUCGCAACCACCAUUCCCUCCCCAACAGGUCAAGUUUCCCUUUCUCCCACCUCCUGAUUCCAUCAUGCAUCAUUGGCUUCCCAUCCUCAAAGAGCUCCUCAGUAGACUGUGGCCCAUUGGAGGUGUACAUCUUUUUUAGAUAGCCUUAUAUAUUAAAUUGGUUUGGUACCAA